Messenger RNA from Camelina sativa (false flax), 638 nucleotides. RefSeq lists its product as uncharacterized. NCBI's taxonomy places the organism in Eukaryota, Viridiplantae, Streptophyta, Magnoliopsida, Brassicales, Brassicaceae. The record is from RefSeq and is a predicted model, not a curated record.
UGCGACCUAAUUUUACUCUAUCUAGAUCACAUCUGUUGAUCCAGUUGAAGCUGAGAAAUUGAGAGAUUUCUCAGGGCAAUUGAAUUGGGUGAUCCAAAACAAAAAUGGCAAGUGAAGAAGCGAAGGAUCCAUGGAAAGGAGAAGAAUGGGGGAUUGAGAAUCAGAAGGAGAAGAAGAAGAAGCCAAAUGGUGGUGGUGUGAAAACGGUGACGAGAGCGAGAAAACAAAUGCCGAGAGGACUUGAAGAGAAAUACGAAGCUUACUUCCUCCCGAGAAAGCCAUGGCCGAGGGCUCUUGCCUACUACGGAAGUUUCAUCCUCGGUGGGAUUGGUGCUGGGAUGGUUAUCGAAGCUUGGAUCAACAAAAAAGUCAAAGAAGAUGGAGGAGUCAUUUGGGAAUUCGACAAAUAAGAAUGUAAGGAACAGCGAGAGUAUUUGUUUGACUUACUACACUCUCUAUAUAUCAGAAAUGGAUUGAACAAAACGCAAAAACAGAGGCUCGGUUCCAAAUGUUUCUGAUUUUGCCUUUUGGUUUGUUGUUGUCUGCGUUUUCUUUUGUAUUAUUGUUUGGCCAACCAAGCGUGUCACUGUCAGGCCUGUUCAUACAACAACUCAACGGUAAAAGAAUGCAUUUAAGGU